Molecule: messenger RNA, 4947 nt
Organism: Protopterus annectens (West African lungfish)
Lineage: Eukaryota; Metazoa; Chordata; Ceratodontiformes; Protopteridae
Gene: SLC4A7
Product: solute carrier family 4 member 7
Exons: 26
Coding region: 189-3935 (1248 amino acids)
Biological process (GO): transmembrane transport; bicarbonate transport; regulation of intracellular pH
Cellular component (GO): plasma membrane; basolateral plasma membrane; apical plasma membrane
Molecular function (GO): sodium:bicarbonate symporter activity; monoatomic anion transmembrane transporter activity; solute:inorganic anion antiporter activity
Source: RefSeq, a predicted model, not a curated record
UCCAACAGUAGCAUACUUGGCCGUGGCUGCAUGUUACUGUAGCUUAAAGAAGAUUGCAGUCUCUGAAUGUUACCAAAACAGAGGCUACAACAGGCACUAUACAGUGUUCCAGUUGAGGUGUGCUGCUUGGGAGCAUUUUCUGAACUCUUUUUGGUCAGCUAGAACUUCAACCUUGGGAGAGGGAGAGCAUGGAUUCCACUCGCUAUUCCAGCUUGACACCAGGCAGAGCACCCCGGGGCCAUGAUGAAGAGGCGGUUGUGGAUCAAGGAAAGAUCAGCUCUACCAUCAACACAAACUUUGAGAAGGAGGAAUUAGAAAGUCACCGAGCUGUGUAUAUUGGCGUUCACGUUCCCCUUGGUAGGCAGAGUCGAAGACGUCACAGACAUCGUGGACACAGACACCACCGCAAAAGGAGAGAGAGAGAUACAGAUGAAGAAGGUCGAGAAUCUCCAACAUUUGAUACACCAUCUCAACGUGUGCAGUUUAUCCUUGGGUCUGAAGAUGCUGAUGAAGAGCAUAUUCCUCAUGAUCUCUUCACUGAAAUGGAUGAACUUUUUCUGCGAGAGGGAGAGGACUGUGAAUGGAAGGAAACAGCCAGGUGGCUAAAGUUUGAAGAAGAUGUUGAAGAUGGAGGAGAAAGAUGGAGCAAACCCUAUGUAGCAACACUGUCUUUGCACAGUCUUUUUGAACUUCGAAGCUGUAUAUUAAAUGGAACAGUUAUGCUGGAUAUGAGAGCCAACACAAUAGAAGAAAUUGGAGACAUGGUCUUGGACAAUAUGAUAGCAUCUGGACAGCUAGAUGAAUCUUUGCGAGAGUGUGUAAAGGAAGCAGUUCUGAAGAAACACCAUCAUCAGAAUGAGAAGAAGCUUAGUAACCGUAUACCUUUGGUUCGCUCUUUUGCAGACAUAGGCAAGAAAUACUCUGACCCUCACUUGCUUGAACGAAACGGGGAAGGCAUUUCAGCCUCCCGUCUUUCUUUACGAACCAACCUCUCUGCCUCAAACCUCUCCUUGAGACGAGAAAGUCGUAUCUCUUUAUUCCUUGGUUCCCUUCUUCCUGGUUCCAGAUCUGUGACCCCGGCAAGCUCUGCAGUACCCACCCCACAGAACUCACCUCCCUCAAGUCCUCGUUUUGAGAGCCUCAGUCCCCCUUCUACCAUGUUGUCUCAGCCUGGCCCACUUCUUGCCCCAGAACUGCUGGUAUCCGGGGGCAGAGAUGAUAUUCCUGAUGUGAUAGUUUAUCCUCCUGAAGAAGACAUACAGGAUAAGGAAGGUCAAGUGCAGAAAGAAGAGGACAUUGUUGAUCCAGUACCAGGGCUAUUAUCGUCUCCUCAAUCAGCACCUGGAAAUUUGGAUAUCUCCAAAGCAGGAGAGAGCAAAAGUAGUGGUGGGCCUAGUGGCAGUCGGGAAAAUAGCACUGUCGACUUCAGUAAGGUUGAUAUGAGUUUCAUGAAGAAAAUACCAUCAGGAGCAGAAGCAUCAAAUGUUCUGGUGGGAGAAGUGGACUUUUUAGAAACACCAAUCAUUGCAUUUAUUAGACUGUCUCCGGCUGUCCUCCUGACAGGUCUCACAGAGGUUCCAGUUCCAACACGGUUUCUGUUUUUGUUACUGGGUCCAUCGGGCAAAGCACACCAGUACCAUGAAAUUGGCAGAUCAAUUGCUACUCUCAUGACUGAUGAGGUUUUCCAUGAUGUUGCGUAUAAAGCAAAAGACAGAACAGACCUGCUGUCCGGUAUUGAUGAGUUCUUAGACCAAGUAACAGUUUUGCCACCUGGUGAAUGGGAUCCAUCAAUACGCAUUGAGCCACCUAAAAGUGUCCCUUCUCAGGAAAAGCGAAAGACACCUACUGUUCCAAAUGGUUCUGCUCCUGAGGCAGAGACAGAGAAUGAAGAAGAGCAUAAUGCUGGACCCGAACUUCAGAGGACUGGAAGGAUUUUUGGUGGCUUGGUUCUUGAUGUCAAAAGGAAAGCACCUUAUUACUUGAGUGACUUCAGGGACGCAUUAAGCCUGCAGUGCCUGGCUUCCAUUCUUUUCCUGUACUGUGCCUGUAUGUCACCAGUUAUCACAUUUGGAGGACUCCUGGGAGAAGCAACAGAAGGCCAAAUAAGUGCAAUAGAAUCCCUCUUUGGCGCUUCUAUGACGGGUGUUGUCUAUUCUCUGUUUGGUGGACAGCCUCUCACAAUACUUGGCAGCACAGGGCCAGUUCUAGUGUUUGAAAAAAUCUUAUUUAAGUUUUGCAGAGAUUACCGGCUAUCUUAUCUCUCUCUACGAACAAGCAUUGGACUGUGGACUGCAUUCUUUUGCUUACUACUAGUGGCCACAGAUGCAAGCAGCCUGGUGUGUUACAUAACUCGUUUCACAGAGGAGGCUUUUGCUGCUCUCAUUUGCCUUAUAUUUAUUUAUGAAGCAUUAGAAAAACUCUUUCAACUAGGAGAAUUAUACCCUUUCAAUAGAAAUAAUAAUUUAAAUGGACUCACUCACUACUGGUGUGAGUGUUCCAAGCCUGAGAACCCAAGCAAUAAAACUCUUUUUUUGUGGGGAACAAAGAAUGUUACAGAAGACAUAGACUGGGGCAAUUUCACUGUUGAACAAUGUAAAGAAUACCACGGGGAGUUUGUUGGACCUGCUUGUGCAGAACAUGGCCCUUAUAUUCCUGAUGUUUAUUUUUGGUCUGUGAUUUUAUUCUUUACGACAUUCUUCCUUUCAGGCUUUCUCAAGCAGUUUAAAACAAGGCGGUAUUUUCCUACAAAGGUGCGAUCAACAAUCAGUGACUUUGGUGUGUUUCUGACCAUUGUGAUUAUGGUUGUUAUCGACUACUUUUUAGGAAUUCCUUCUCCUAAACUUCAUGUUCCAGAAAAGUUUGAGCCUACCACAAAAGACAGAGGUUGGCUCAUAGACCCUCUGGGACCAAACCCAUGGUGGACCUUGCUAGCAGCAGCAAUACCAGCCCUUCUUUGUACAAUCCUUAUUUUCAUGGAUCAGCAAAUCACAGCCGUGAUCAUUAAUAGAAAGGAGCACAAACUGAAGAAAGGCUGUGGUUAUCAUCUUGAUCUGUUAAUGGUUGCAAUCAUGCUUGGAGUCUGUUCAGUUAUGGGGCUACCCUGGUUUGUAGCUGCCACAGUUCUGUCUAUCAGCCAUGUCAACAGUCUGAAAGUGGAGUCUGAAUGUGCUGCCCCGGGAGAGCAACCUAAGUUCCUUGGAAUACGAGAACAACGGGUUACAGGGUUAAUGAUAUUUGCCUUGAUGGGCAUGUCUGUCUUAAUGACCUCUGUUUUGAAGUUUAUUCCUAUGCCAGUACUCUAUGGAGUUUUUCUUUACAUGGGUGCUUCCUCACUGAAAGGCAUUCAGUUUUUUGACCGUAUAAAAUUGUUUGGUAUGCCUGCUAAGCAUCAGCCUGACCUAAUCUAUUUACGCUAUGUGCCACUUUGGAAGGUACAUGUCUUUACUGUUAUACAGCUUACCUGUCUGGUACUUCUGUGGGCAAUUAAAGUCUCAUCUGCAGCAGUUGUGUUUCCUAUGAUGGUUCUUGCUUUGGUGUUUGUUCGUAAACUAAUGGACUUCUGUUUCACAAAACGGGAACUCAGCUGGCUAGAUGACGUGAUGCCUGAAAGCAAGAAGAAGAAAGAAGAUGACAAAAAGAAAAAGCAGAAAGAGGAAGCAGAACGAAUGUGUGCAGAAACAGAUGCUGAAGAUGAGCCUACUCCAUAUGGAAGAACCGUCAUCAAAAUUCCAGUGAAGAACCAAAGCCCUGACCCUUCUGUUGUAAACAUAUCUGAUGAUUUGGCCAAAACAUCUAUGUGGAAGUCUCUCUCCAAGAAGACUGAAAAUGCCAAAAUUUUAAAAUCAAGCUUGAGCCCUGAAAAUCCAGCAAACAUUAUAAUCAAUGUGGAAGAAGUUCCCAAUGAGAAGUGUACAGAUGGAGAAACUUCAUUAUAGUUCUGCAUAAAUGGAGGACUUAUUUUCUAUUUGUGUUCUGGAAGCCACUACUUUGUGACUACACCUCAGACAUUUUUAUCUGGUAUAUUUUGUGUGUGCGUGUGUAUAAUGUCAGUCAGUGUACCUAAUCAAAAACAACAUUUUAGCCAUAUUAGUAGAGAUGAAACUGAAUAGUAUUUCAGUGCAUUAAUAUUUGAAUACAUCUAUACGUGUGUGCAUAUAUGAAUGUACACAAAUUGUUUAAAUUUAGUGCAUAUAAAUGCCCUCAUGUAUAUAUGUCUGUAUGCAUACAGAGGUUUUUAAUAUACUUGCGCACGUGUGAGUGUCUGUGUGUGUGUGUGUCUUCAUUUUAUAUACAUGUGGUAUGUGCACUUGCAGAUUUACCCUGACCUUUAUUAAAAUUUUAAAUUUUUUCGUAAGUAGUGCACUUUGACCCAAAGACUGUCCUUAGAACAGUGGCCGAGUUAAUAUAUGCCGUACAUUUUUCUGUACAGUAGCAAAAAAAUGUUCAUGCUUCUUAUGCUGUGUGAAUAACCUUCAGAAGAUACGUUCGCCCUUUACAGAUUCAGAGGGCAAAUGCUAGUGAGAAAAAUUAUUAGGCUCUUUUCUUCCAUUGUUUUGUUUCUGUGAGUUAUCUUCUAGACUAAUUCACCCUGGAGGUAAUAUUAUGCACACACAUAUAUGUGUGUAUACUCAUACACACACAAGAACUGAAUUCAAAAAUGCGUGACUUUAGAUACUUCUGCAUUUAAGUCAUGCAUAUAAGCAUGUCUCUAAUGUAUAUUUAUGUGGCAAGUGCAUAUAUGAUCCAUAUGUAAUCUUUGUAAUGACCACCUUUUAUCAUCAUGUACUCACCAAACAGUUUUCCUGAUGAGGUCUUUACUUGAUCUUUGGAUGUCUCAUUCUUUUUUGACAGCUCAGUCACCAGUCUGAUUUUUAUCCUGCUCAGCAUACUAAGAACAAAAUUCAGUCCUGAACUUGGCAAAAAUGUUUUUAUCAUUUUUAUUAUUUU